AUGCUGUGAUCAUUGCAGAGAACCGGUGUCCUCUAUUUCUGGAUGGGAAAAAAUCUCAAAUUCUGUCUAAACAAGCUCUCUCCAAUGCCUCAAGCCCAUUACUCCUGUUUUUAUUCUGCUGGACCAUCCUAAACAAACCUUCUCCUUUGGAGUAUGACUUUCUGUUACUGUCAUAAAUAUAAAGAUAGUUAAUAUCCUCGUGAUGAGCAGAAAGACACCGACUGACGUCCUCCUGCAGGGACUGGAGGAUCUUGCAGAGCAAGACUUUAAAAAAUUUAUACACAAAUUAUCAGAGUUUGCCUUUGAUGACAAACCUUCAAUCCCCUGGUGUAAACUGGAGAAGGUUGACAGGAUAGAUGCUGUGAGACUCCUGAAAGAACGUUAUGACCAGGAGAACGCUGUGGACAUAGCUAUCAAAAUCUUCACUAACCUAAAUCUCAACAACUCUGCCAUGAAACUCAAACAGGAAAAAGAGACAGGUUUGGGUCCUCGGCAAACACCUGAAAGAUCAGCAAAUGCUUACAGAGUAAAGUACAGAGAACAUAUACGAAACAAAUACACCACAAUAAAAGACAUGAACUCUCGUCUUGGUGAGAAUGUGAAGCUAAACAGCAGAUACACAAAGCUGAUCAUUGUAAAUGAACAUCGUCCCAAAAAGCAGAGAGAACACGAAAUAAUGGCCCUGGGACGGAGACAUGCAGAGAUCAUGGCUGAGCGCGCUAGUCCUAUCACCAUCGCCAAUUUAUUUGAAUCUGAUAGAAAUGGACAGUCACCACAAAUUGUUGUACUCCAGGGAGCUGCAGGGAUUGGAAAAACACUGACAGCAAAAAAGAUCAUGUUGGACUGGGCAAAUGAAGGACUGUAUCAGAACAGGUUUGAUUAUGUUUUCUACAUAAAUUGCAGGGAAAUUAACUUUGUCAGAGAGCAGAGAAGUGUUGAAGAUUUGAUUUUAGAAAAUUGUCCUGAUCAAAAUGCACCAACUAAAGAGAUUCUGAUGAAUCCAGAAAAACUCCUGUUCAUAAUUGAUGGUUUUGAUGAACUGAGAUUUUCCUUUAACCAAUCAACAAGUAUUCAGUGCUCUGAUUCCUGUGAGAAGCAGCCAGUGGAAAUCAUACUGAGCAGUUUAUUUAGGAAAAAAGUGCUUCUCAAAUCUUACUUACUAAUUACUACAAGACCAAUUGCCCUGGAGAAACUUGGGCAGUGUUUGAAAGAUGAACGUUAUGCAGAGAUCCUGGGAUUUUCUGAAAAUGAGAGAAAAGAAUAUUUCUACAAGUUUUUUGGGAAUGAAGAACAAGCAAGAAAAGCCUUUAACUUUGUAAAAGACAAUGAAGUGCUUUUCACCAUGUGCUUUGUUCCCCUUGUGUGUUGGAUCAUCUGCACGGUUCUGAAACAGCAGAUGGAAGCAGGUGAAGAUCUUGCACAAACUUCCAGUACAAUCACUGGAGUGUACAUGCAUUAUCUCGACAGUUUAUUAAAGGGUCACAGCAGCACUUCAAAGCAACAGGUACAAGGUAACUUAAAGGGACUUUGCUCCUUGGCUGCAGAUGGAAUCUGGAAGAAGAAUAUACUGUUUGAGGAAGAAGAUGUCAAGAAACACGGAUUAGAUAAACCUGAUGCCCUCUUUCUGAAUGAGAACAUGUUUCAAAAAGGCAUUGACUGUGAGUGUGUUUACACCUUCAUUCACUUGAGUUUUCAAGAGUUUUUUGCAGCUUUGUUUUAUGUGCUGGAGAAAGAAGAAACAGAGGAAAAUUCAGAAACUGCUAUACAACCUGUGGAAAAAUUGUUUGAAAAGUGUGAAAAAUCUAGGAAUGAUUUAAUGUUAACAGUGCGAUUCCUGUUUGGUCUCUUAAAUAAAAAGAGAAUGGAGGAGAUGGAGAAAAAACUUAGCUGCAAAAUUUCACCCAAAAUUAAAAAUAAUUUACUAACAUGGGUUAAAGAAAAACUCUCUUUGUCAUUGUUCAAAUAUGAUAUGUUGCCUUUUGAUGAGGACACGACGAUUUUGUAUUUUGAAUAUUUUCACUGUUUGUAUGAAAUUGGAGAAAGAGAAUUUGUUCAGAGUGCAAUGAAUCAUUUAACUGAACUAAAAUUACUUCAUCAUACCUUUACCAAAAUGGAUCAAAUUAUUCUUCAAUUCUGUUUAAAGAAUUCCUGUAAAUUGGAGUCAGUUUAUCUAGACACUUGUACAUUUCUAACUGAAGACCUGAAUGAAGAUUCCCCAAGACCAUGCAAGCAGCCACAUGGGGAAAAACAUCAGCAUGAGCCACGUCACUCACCUAUUUACUUGUUCUGUGAAGCAUUGGAGGAUCCAAACUGUAAAUUAAAGAAACUAAAGUUGCAUGGCUUUCUCACAGGCACUUGCUGCAGGGAUCUUGCUGAUGUUCUCAAAGCCAGAGAGAGCCUGACAGAGCUGGACCUGGGUUAUAAUGAUCUGGGCAAUGCUGGAGUGCGGCUGCUGUGUGAGGGACUAAAACACCCGACCUGCAAACUGCAGAAACUGGACUUGUGGGACUGUGAGCUCACAGGCGCUUGCUGUGGGGAUCUCGCCAAUGUUCUCAGCACCAACCAGAGUCUGACAGAACUGAAGUUGUGCGCAAAUUCUCUGGGCGAUGCUGGAGUGCGGCUGCUGUGCAAGCGACUGACACACCCAAACUGUAAACUGCAGCAACUGGGGUUGCGGGAUUGUGAGCUCACAGGCGCUUGCUGUGGGGAUCUCGCCGCUGUUCUCAGCACCAGCCAGAGCCUGACAGAGCUGAAGCUGAGUGGUAAUAAUCUGGGCGAUGCCGGAAUGCGGCUACUGUGCAAGGGAUUAAACCACCCCAACUGCAAACUGCAGAAACUGGACUUGCGGGAUUGUGAGCUCACAAGUGCUUGCUGCGGGAAUCUUGCUGAUGUUCUCAGAGCCAGCUGGACCCUGACAGAGCUGAAGCUGAAUGGUAAUAAUCUGGGCAAUGCCGGAGUGCGGCUACUGUGCGAGGGACUGAAACACCCGAACUGCAAACUGUGGAGACUGGACUUGAGUUCUUGUUUUCUCACAGAUGUUUGCUGUGAGGAUCUUGCCACCGUUCUCAGAACGAACCAGAGCCUGACAGAGCUGGAUCUAGGUUAUAAUAAUCUGGGAGAUGCCGGUGUGAAGCUGCUGUGUGAGGGACUGAAACAAAACUGCAAAUUACAGAGUCUGAACUUGCGGAAGUCCUGUACGUGGGGGUGCGGUGUCACAGCUGCUGGCUGUGGAGAUCUCGCGGCUUUUCUCAAAACCAAACAGAACCUGACAAAGUUGUACCUGGAUAAUCAUCUUUCUCUGGGAGAUUCUGGAGUGCAGCUGCUGUGUGAGGGGCUGACACACCCAAACUGUAAAUUAGAGACUCUGGUGCUUCACUAUUGUGGUCUCACAGCUGCAUGUUGUGAGGCUCUCUCCUCUGUUCUCAGCACCAGCCAGACCCUGACAUUCCUAGGUCUAGGGGCAAACAGUCUGGAGGAUUCAGGAGUGCAGCGGCUGUGUGAGGGGCUGAAACAUCCAAACUGCAAACUACACACACUAGGAGUGGACUUUCACCGUCUAACUCCAGUAAUGCAGGCAGAGCUGUAUGCAGUGAAAAAGAUAAAACCUGAUUUGAUCAUAAAGAUGCAGCCGAAGGACUGAGUGGGAGCCUGCGCACCAACACAGCUCUGGCCUGGUCGCCCUGCCACUAGCUGGAUCAGCAGCCAGGGAAAGGUGAAGACCUGGCUCACUUACUAUAGAUCCCACCAUCCCCAGGGACUCCAGCAUCAUAUUUCAGCAUCAGUGGCAGGGAGCUAAGUAGAGGUUGUCAGGCCCAACCCUCCUGUCUGAGGCAAGAAACUCAGAAGUAGAAGCUGUAUUUGCUCCAUGCUUGGUCUGACCUUAGAUGGGGGAGUUGAUUUGCGGGAUGGAGCAGGAGGAAGGAAGGGGGACAGUGAAGGGGGGUGACCCAAGAACCAUCCUUGGAGCCAGUGGAUUCUAUUCCAAUAGCUCAGUCAUUAUUUGUUGUAUGUUUCUUCUCCUACUCAUCCCCCUCCCACAAUUUCACACAAUUCCCUGGCCAUUAAGUCAACAUUCUAUGUCCAUCUACAGCAUUUGUUUAUGCCAGAUGGAUGUUUCUAUGUCAGUUUUGCUGGAGUCCAAUAAAGAUCAUGA
Gopherus flavomarginatus (Mexican gopher tortoise) is the source of this 4153-nucleotide messenger RNA. RefSeq names its product NACHT, LRR and PYD domains-containing protein 3-like. Gene Ontology annotation, molecular function: protein binding. Gene Ontology annotation, cellular component: cytoplasm. Lineage: Eukaryota; Metazoa; Chordata; Testudines; Testudinidae. The record is from RefSeq and is a predicted model, not a curated record. The coding region runs from base 203 to 3640 and encodes 1145 amino acids. The transcript is spliced from 14 exons.